Messenger RNA from Antechinus flavipes (yellow-footed antechinus), 13253 nucleotides. RefSeq names its product E3 ubiquitin-protein ligase HUWE1. Lineage: Eukaryota; Metazoa; Chordata; Mammalia; Dasyuromorphia; Dasyuridae. Gene Ontology annotation, molecular function: protein binding; ubiquitin-protein transferase activity; zinc ion binding. The record is from RefSeq and is a predicted model, not a curated record. Gene Ontology annotation, cellular component: Golgi membrane; nucleus. Gene Ontology annotation, biological process: positive regulation of protein catabolic process; protein polyubiquitination; Golgi organization. Bases 1 to 13086 code for a protein of 4361 amino acids. The transcript is spliced from 81 exons.
AUGAAAGUAGACAGGACUAAGCUGAAGAAGACACCUACAGAAGCUCCUGCAGACUGCCGGGCUUUAAUAGACAAACUUAAGGUUUGUGAUGAUGACCAGCUUCUUUUAGAACUUCAGCAAAUCAAAACAUGGAAUAUUGGAAAGUGUGAGUUAUAUCAUUGGGUUGACUUAUUGGACCGCUUUGAUGGGAUCCUAGCAAAUGCUGGACAAACAGUGGACAACAUGUCUUGGAUGCUGGUGUGUGACAGACCUGAAGAAGAACAAUUAAAAUUACUUUUGUUGGGUGUGUUGAACUUCACAGCCUUGCUCAUAGAAUACAGCUUUUCUAGGCAUCUUUACAGUUCUAUAGAGCACCUGACUACAUUAUUGGCUUCUUCUGAUAUGCAAGUAGUACUUGCAGUGCUGAAUCUUUUGUAUGUCUUUAGCAAAAGAUCAAACUAUAUCACUAGACUGGGUUCUGACAGGAGGACUCCACUGCUGUCUCGACUGCAACAUUUGGCAGAGAGUUGGGGUGGAAAGGAAAACGGCUUUGGACUUGCAGAAUGUUGUAGAGAUUUGCAUAUGUUGAAAUACCCACCCAGUGCAACUACUCUGCACUUUGAAUUUUAUGCAGACCCAGGGACUGAGGUCAGACUUGAAAAAAGGACUUCCAGUAACACACUACAUUACAUUCACAUAGAGCAGCUUGAUAAAAUUUCAGAAAGUUCUUCUGAAAUCAUGGAAUCUCUUACCAAAAUGUACAGCAUUCCAAAAGACAAGCAGAUGCUACUGUUUACACAUAUACGGCUAGCCCAUAGUUUUUCUAAUCAUAAGAAGAGAUUGCAAGCUGUUCAGGCAAGACUACAUGCAAUUUCAAUAUUAGUGUAUUCAAAUGCCUUACAAGAAUCGGCUAAUAGUAUCCUGUAUAAUGGCUUGAUAGAAGAGUUGGUAGAUGUACUUCAGAUUACAGAUAAGCAUCUCAUGGAUAUUAAGGCAGCAUCCUUAAGGACAUUAACAUCAAUUGUACAUUUGGAAAGAACACCCAAACUUAGCAAUAUUAUUGAUUGCACGGGAACUGCCUCCUAUCAUGGAUUUUUACCUGUCUUAGUUCGAAACUGUAUCCAAGCUAUGAUUGAUCCUUCAAUGGAACCAUAUCCCCACCAAUUUGCCACUGCUCUUUUCUCCUUCUUAUACCACCUAGCCAGCUACGAUGCAGGUGGUGAGGCAUUGGUAUCCUGUGGCAUGAUGGAAGCCUUACUUAAGGUGAUAAAGUUCCUUGGAGAUGAACAGGACCAGAUAACCUUUGUAACUCGAGCCGUCAGAGUUGUCGACCUUAUUACCAACCUAGACAUGGCAGCUUUUCAAUCACAUAGUGGACUCUCUAUCUUCAUUUAUAGAUUAGAGCAUGAAGUAGAUUUGUGCAGAAAAGAGUGUCCUUUUGUGAUAAAGCCAAAAAUCCAGAGACCCAGUGCUACUCAAGAUGGAGAAGAAAUGGAGACAGAUAUGGAUGGACCCCAAUGCAUUCCUCAACGUGCAGCACUUCUCAAGUCUAUGCUCAAUUUUCUUAAAAAGGCUAUCCAAGAUCCUGCUUUCUCAGAUGCUAUCCGUCAUGUGAUGGAUGGCUCUUUACCUACCUCUUUAAAACAUAUCAUCAGUAAUGCAGAAUACUAUGGGCCAUCACUUUUCCUGCUAGCUACUGAAGUGGUAACUGUAUUUGUGUUUCAAGAACCAUCGUUUUUGUCAUCCUUGCAAGAUAAUGGCCUGACUGAUGUCAUGCUACAUGCAUUGCUUAUCAAAGAUGUCCCUUCAACCCGAGAGGUACUUGGUUCCCUGCCAAAUGUGUUCAGUGCCCUUUGUUUGAAUGCCAGAGGUCUUCAAUCAUUUGUUCAGUGUCAACCUUUUGAACGUCUCUUCAAAGUGCUACUUUCUCCUGACUACCUUCCUGCUAUGCGAAGGAGGAGGAGUUCUGAUCCCCUUGGUGAUACUGCUUCCAAUCUGGGCAGUGCGGUUGAUGAACUGAUGAGGCAUCAGCCCACACUCAAAACAGAUGCUACAACUGCAAUUAUUAAGCUAUUAGAAGAGAUAUGUAAUCUUGGAAAGGAUCCAAAAUACAUUUGUCAGAAACCAUCCAUUCAGAAAGCUGAUGGCACUGCUUCAGCUCCUCCCCCAAGGUCUAAUCAUGCUGCAGAAGAGGCUUCCAGUGAAGAUGAGGAAGAAGAAGAAGUACAAGCUAUGCAGAGCUUUAAUACUACUCAGCAAAAUGAAACUGAAGCAAACCAACAAGUCUUUGGAACUGAAGAAAGGAGUCCUAUUCCACUAAUGGAUUACAUUUUAAAUGUGAUGAAAUUUGUGGAGUCCAUUCUAAGUAAUAAUACAACAGAUGACCAUUGUCAAGAGUUUGUGAGCCAAAAGGGAUUGCUACCCCUGGUCACUAUUUUGGGCCUCCCCAAUCUGCCUAUUGACUUCCCAACAUCAGCUGCCUGCCAAGCUGUGGCUGGAGUUUGCAAAUCUAUACUGACUCUGUCACAUGAACCAAAAGUUCUUCAAGAGGGACUCUUGCAAGUAGAUUCAAUCCUUUCAUCUUUGGAUUUGCUGCAUCGGCCAAUUGAGUCCCCUGGAGGAUCAGUGCUUCUUCGAGAGCUUGCUUGUUCUGGAAGUGUUGCAGAUGCUACACUUUCUGCCCAGGCCACUCCCCUUCUACAUGCUCUUACAGCUGCCCAUGCAUAUAUAAUGAUGUUCGUUCAUACCUGCAGGGUUGGACAGAGUGAAAUCCGUGCCAUCUCAGUGAAUCAAUGGGGCUCCCAGCUAGGUCUCAGUGUCCUGAAUAAGUUGAGCCAAUUAUACUGUUCCCUGGUCUGGGAAAGUACAGUUUUACUUUCACUAUGUACUCCAAACAGUCUCCCCUCAGAAUGUGAAUUUGGUCAAAUGGACAUGCAGAAACUGAUUCCAAGAGAGGAAAAAAUAGCCAGUUCAGCAGCCCAGGGAGUCAAGAGAACCGGAGGAGAAAUAGAAGGAUCAACAGGAAUUGUUGAAACUUCCACCCAUGGCCUUUUGGAAGGCAUUGGACUAGAUGGAGACUCCCUAACACCUAUGGAAACUGAUGAACCUAGUACUUCAGACUCCAAAGGAAAAUCCAAAAUCACACCAGCUAUGGCAGCUAGGAUCAAACAGAUUAAGCCUUUACUGUCAGCCUCCUCCAGAUUGGGCCGGGCUCUUGCUGAGCUUUUUGGGCUUCUCGUUAAACUGUGUGUGGGAUCUCCUGUAAGACAAAGAAGAAGCCAUCAUUCAGCCAGUAGUACUACAGCACCAACACCUGCAGCAAGAUCAACAGCCUCAGCUCUCACCAAACUUCUUACUAAGGGCUUAUCCUGGCAGCCUCCACCAUAUACACCUACACCAAGAUUUAGAUUGACUUUUUUCAUCUGUUCAGUUGGUUUCACUUCCCCAAUGUUGUUUGAUGAAAGAAAAUAUCCUUAUCAUCUUAUGCUGCAGAAGUUUCUAUGCUCUGGUGGCCACAAUGCUCUUUUUGAGACUUUUAAUUGGGCUCUUUCCAUGGGAGGCAAAAUUCCUGUGUCUGAGGGACUCGAACAUCCAGACCUGCCUGAUGGCACAGGAGAAUUUCUAGAUGCUUGGCUUAUGCUGGUAGAAAAAAUGGUGAACCCAACCACUGUGCUUGAAUCCCCACAUUCACUCCCUUCUAAGUUGCCCGGGAGCCAAAACUGGCCACAGUUCAGUGCUCUCCGCUUCCUUGUAGUAACUCAGAAGGCGGCCUUCAUCUGCAUAAAAAAUCUAUGGAACCGGAAGCCUUUAAAAGUUUAUGGUGGGCGGAUGGCUGAAUCCAUGCUGGCCAUCCUGUGCCACAUCCUACGUGGAGAGCCCGUUAUCCAAGAGAGACUAAGUAAAGAGAAAGAGGGAACAAAAGGAGAGGAAGAUUCUGGGCAGGAGGAAGGUUGCUCCCGUCGAGAACCUCAAGUGAACCAACAGCAACUGCAACAGCUAAUGGACAUGGGCUUUACAAGAGAACAUGCUUUGGAAGCCUUAUUGAAUACUAGCACCAUGGAACAAGCCACUGAGUACCUGUUAACACACCCUCCCCCACUCAUGGGUGGUGUUGUUAGGGAUCUCAGCAUGUCAGAAGAGGACCAGAUGAUGAGAGCAAUUGCCAUGUCUCUGGGACAAGAUAUUCCAAUGGAUCAAAGGGUGGAAUCCCCUGAGGAAGCUACUUGUAGGAAAGAGGAGGAAGAGCGAAAGGCCCGGGAAAAACAGGAAGAGGAAGAGGCCAAAUGUUUGGAGAAAUUUCAGGAUGCUGAACCCCUGGAACCAGAAGAACUGCACAAUUUCACAGACUCCAUGUUACCAGGUUGUUUCCACCUUUUGGAUGAGCUGCCGGACACUGUAUAUCGGGUGUGUGAUCUGAUCAUGACUGCCAUCAGACGCAAUGGAGCUGAUUACCGGGACAUGAUUUUGAAGCAAGUGGUCAAUCAGGUUUGGGAAGCAGCUGAUGUUUUGAUCAAAGCUGCUCUUCCUUUGACAACUAGUGACACAAAAACCGUGUCUGAAUGGAUCAGCCAGAUGGCUACCCUUCCACAGGCUUCAAAUUUGGCUACAAGGAUUUUACUGCUUACAUUGCUCUUUGAGGAAUUGAAGCUCUCCUGCGCUCGAAUAGUCGAAUCUAGCGGGAUCCUCAACAUCUUAAUCAAACUCCUGGAAGUUGUACAACCCUGCCUACAGGCUGCUAAAGAGCAGAAGGAAAUCCACACUCCAAAGUGGAUCACUCCAGUACUACUUCUAAUAGACUUCUAUGAGAAAACGGCCAUCUCCUCCAAAAGGAGAGCACAGAUGAAUAAGUAUCUACAAGCUAACAGCAAUAACUGGCGUUGGUUUGAUGAUCGAUCUGGACGUUGGUGUAGCUAUAGUGCAAGCAACAAUAGCACAAUAGACACAGCCUGGAAAGCUGGAGAUACAAGUGUAAGAUUUACAGCAGGCAGAAGGAGGUAUACAGUGCAGUUCACUACAAUGGUACAGGUCAAUGAAGAAACUGGAAACAGGCGCCCUGUGAUGUUGACUCUAUCAAGAGUUCCACGGCCAAACAAAAACUCAAAAAAUACUCUCGGGUCAGAAGUGGAGAAUACUUUGGAAGAAGGCAAAGAUGUACACAUCAAGCCAAAGGAUGAAAAAGUCAAUGAAACAUCCUUGGCUCCUGAAGGUACUUACCUUGAGAAGGAGAUUACUGCUGAGGAUACCAAGUCAGGAGAGAUUUUGAUCCAGGGUCUUACAGAAGAAAUGGUGACCAUCUUGAUCCGAGCUUGUGUGAGCAUGCUGGGUGUUCCCGUGGACCCAGACACACUGCACGCCACUUUGCGCCUUUGCCUGAGGCUCACCCGAAAUCACAAAUAUGCUAUGAUGUUCGCAGAGCUGAAGAGUACUCGGAUGAUCCUAAAUUUGACCCAGAGCUCAGGUUUUAAUGGAUUCACACCGUUGGUGACUCUUCUCUUAAGGCACAUUAUUGAGGACCCAUGUACUCUUCAUCAUACCAUGGAAAAAGUUGUAAGGUCUGCAGCCACAAGUGGAGCAGGGAGCACUACCUCUGGGGUUGUGUCUGGUAGCCUUGGAUCCCGGGAGAUCAACUAUAUCCUUCGCGUUCUUGGACCUGCUGCGUGCCGUAAUCCAGAUAUCUUUACUGAAGUUGCAAAUGGAUGUGUCCGUAUUGCCCUUCCUGCUCCGAGAGGCUCUGGGACUACUUCAGAUGACGAAUUUGAGAAUCUGAGAAUCAAAGGUCCAAAUGCUGUUCAGCUAGUGAAGACGACCCCUGUUAAGCCUGCUCCUCUGCCUGUCAUUCCUGAUGCCAUCAAGGAAGUGAUAUAUGACAUGCUGAAUGCCUUAGCUGCCUAUCAUGCUCCAGAGGAAGAUAAAUCUGAACCCAAAUCUGGAGUGAUGACUCGAGAAAUAAGCCAUAUUCUGCAAGACAUGGGGGAUGAUAUGUAUCAGCAGUAUAGGUCAUUGACACAAGGCAGUGACUUUGAUACCCAAACUGGUUUCACUAUUAAUGCUCAAGUUUUUGCUGCAGAUGGUGCAUCUACUGAGACACCCCAGUCAAGUACCUCUCAAGGAGAAGUUUUGACUUCAGAAGAAUGUCGAGAAGAAAAAAAAGACAAGGAAGGGGACCGGGUCUUUGAAGAAAGCAAACAGAAAACCAAAGGCAGCAAACCUUUAAUGCCAACCUCCACUAUCCUUCGGCUAUUGGCUGAGUUGGUGAGAUCUUAUGUUGGCAUUGCCACCCUGAUUGCCAAUUACAGCUACACUGUGGGGCAGUCUGAACUAAUCAAAGAGGAUUGCAGUGUUCUGGCAUUUGUCCUGGAUCACCUUCUUCCACAUACCCAGAAUACAGAAGACAAAGAUACUCCAGCUUUGGCCCGCCUCUUUCUUGCCAGCUUGGCUGCAGCAGGCAGUGGAACAGAUGCUCAAGUGGCUUUGGUAAAUGAAGUUAAAGCUGCAUUAGGUCGAGCUUUGGCAAUGGCUGAGAGUACAGAAAAACAUGCCAGACUCCAGGCAGUGAUGUGCAUCAUCAGUACUAUUAUGGAGUCCUGUCCCUCAACAUCCAGCUUUUACAGCAGUGCCACAGCAAAGACGCAACACAAUGGCAUGAAUAACAUCAUCAGACUCUUUUUGAAGAAGGGACUAGUGAAUGAUCUCGCACGAGUACCACAUAGUUUAGAUCUCUCCAGCCCUAACAUGGCCAACACUGUCAAUGCUGCCCUGAAGCCUUUGGAAACGUUGUCACGGAUUGUCAACCAACCCAGUAGUCUCUUUGGCAGCAAGAGUGCUUCCAGCAAGAGCAAAUCUGAGCAAGAUGCCCAGGGAACCUCUCAUGGGGCUAACAGCAGCACACAGGAUCCAGGGUUAACUGGUGAGGCAGAAGUACAUGAGGAGGAUCAUGAUGUCACUCAGACAGAGGUAGCAGACGGGGAUAUAAUGGAUGGAGAAACUGAAAAUGAUACUGUUGUGAUUGCUGGGCAACCAGAGGUACUUAGUACCCAGGAGAUGCAGGUAGAAAAUGAGCUGGAGGACUUGAUAGAUGAGUUGCUUGAGCGGGAUGGUGGAUCAGGAAACAGUACAAUCAUAGUGGGCAGAAGCGGAGAGGACGAGUCACAGGAGGAUGUGUUGAUGGAUGAAGCUCCCUCCAACCUCAGCCAGGGUUCCACCUUACAGGCCAACCGAGAAGAUUCAAUGAAUAUCUUGGAUCCUGAAGAUGAGGAGGAGCACACUCAGGAAGAAGACAGCAGUGGUAGCAAUGAUGAUGAAGAUGACAGUCAAGAUGAAGAGGAGGAAGAGGAGGAAGAUGAUGAUGAUCAGGAUGAUGAAGGUGAAGAGGGAGAUGAGGAUGAUGAGGAUGAUGAGGAUGAUGAGGAUGAGGAUGAUGAGGAGGAUGAUGAGGAUGAUGAGGAUGAUGAGGAUGAUGAGGAUGAUGAGGAUGAUGAUGGAUCUGAGAUGGAACUGGAUGAAGAUUAUCCUGACAUGAAUGCUUCUCCUCUAGUCCGGUUUGAGCGCUUUGAUCGAGAAGACGACCUCAUAAUUGAGUUUGACAACAUGUUCUCCAGUGCUACAGACAUACCCCCAUCCCCAGGAAACAUCCCUGCUACACAUCCACUGAUGGUACGGCAUGCGGACCAUAGCGCACUUACACUUGGUAGUGGCUCUUCUACUACUCGACUUGCACAAGGCAUUGGUCGAAGCCAAAGAACAUUGAGGCAAUUGACUGCCAACACAGGCCACACAAUCCAUGUUCAUUACCCUGGAAGUAGACAGCCCAAUCCUCCUCUAAUUCUGCAGAGGUUGCUGGGUCCCUCUGCUGCCGCGGAUAUUCUUCAACUGAGUAGCAGUCUCCCCCUGCAAAGCCGGGGACGAGCUCGCCUCCUUGUGGGUAAUGAUGAUGUACAUAUCAUUGCUCGUUCAGAUGAUGAAUUACUUGAUGACUUCUUCCAUGAUCAGAGCACAGCUACAAGCCAAGCAGGAACUCUUUCUAGCAUUCCCACAGCCUUAACCAGAUGGACAGAAGAAUGUAAAGUUCUUGAUGCUGAGAGUAUGCAUGACUGUGUUUCUGUGGUAAAAGUACCCAUCAUCAAUCACUUGGAAUCUCUAAGAGAUGAGGAACUGGAGGAGAGGCGAGAGAAAAGAAGGAAACAGCUUGCUGAGGAAGAAGCUAAGAUAGCUGAAAUGACUAAAGAAGAGAAAGAGAAUAAGGAUCAGAAUGCACAGGUUACCACAUCUAAAACGGAUGAUACUGCUGAACAGAAUCUUUCAGAUAGCACUAUCAAGCCUGAUGACUAUCCAACUACAACAUGUCCAGCAGAAGGCAUCUCUGUUAGACCCAAACAGUCUCUUGUUACUCUGGAAACUUUACCAUCCCCACCAGCUGUUGGAGAACUGUCUCAGCAGCUUCAUGUCCCUGAUACACCAGAAUCAUCUUCACAACUUCUUAUACCUGUGGAACAAGAAGUCUUAAGUCCUACAAGACCAAGUGGGGAAACAGAAGCAAUACAAAUGGAGUUAUCACCAGCUCCCACAAUAACUUCAUCUCCAGAAAGAGCUGAGGAUUCAGAUGUUCUGACUGCUGUGAGCAGCCACUUGGAAGGCUCCCCCAUGGAUACUAGCAGUCUGGCCUCCUGCAACUUGGAGGAGGGAGUUGGGGACAGUGUAAUAUCCAGCAGCAUAGAGCAACCUGGGAUAGAUACCAAUAGUACUGUGGAUAUUCCUCAGCCCAGUACAGAAACACAGGGCAGUGGAGAUGGACCAAGCGAGUCUCAGCAACAAACUGAAGACAGCUCUCCUCCAGCUUCAUCUUCUGAAAGUUCCUCCACCCGAGAUUCUGCUGUAGCCAUUUCUGGCGCAGAUUCCAGGGAUAACCUUGAAGAACCAUUACCUUCAACAAGCAGUGAAGAAGAAGAUCCUCUUGCAGGUAUCAAUCUUCCUGAGGGUGUAGAUCCAUCUUUUUUGGCUGCUCUGCCAGAUGACAUCCGACGAGAAGUCUUACAAAAUCAACUGGGCAUUCGACCUCCUGCAAGAGGCACUCCAGCAACCACUAAUUCUGUUCCUCCUGUUGUUGGGAAUCCCAGUUUGACUGAAGUGAGCCCUGAAUUCCUGGCUGCUUUGCCUCCAGCUAUUCAAGAAGAGGUGUUAGCACAGCAGAGGGCUGAGCAACAGAGGCGAGAACUAGCACAGAAUGCUAAUUCAGACACACCAAUGGAUCCAGUGACCUUCAUCCAGACAUUGCCAUCUGAUCUUCGCCGCAGUGUUUUAGAAGACAUGGAAGACAGUGUAUUAGCUGUUAUGCCACCAGACAUUGCUGCAGAAGCCCAAGCCUUACGGCGAGAACAGGAAGCCCGGCAGAGACAGCUUAUGCAUGAGAGAUUGUUUGGGCAUAGCAGCACUUCAGCAUUAUCUGCCAUCCUUCGGAGUCCAGCUUUCACAAGUCGCCUGAGUGGUAACCGAGGAGUUCAGUAUACACGACUUGCUGUACAAAGAGGUGGCACUUUCCAAAUGGGAGGAAGCAGACCUUCAGGCAGCAAUAUGGAAAGUCUACUCCGCCUCCGUGGCCGUCUCCUUCUGGACCAUGAAGCUUUGUCUUGCCUUUUGGUCCUACUUUUUGUGGAUGAACCUAAACUUAAUACAAGUCGCCUACAUAGGGUCCUGCGUAACCUUUGCUAUCAUGCACAGACACGACAUUGGGUAAUCCGGAGCCUGCUUUCCAUUCUUCAGCGUAGCAGUGAAAGUGAAUUGUGCAUAGAAAUCCCCAAGUCAGUUGCUGCUGAGGACAAGGGGAAGAAGUCAUCAAAAGGUGGUACCUCAGGGAGCCUUGAUGGCCGUUCCUUGGAUCUAUUGCAUAAAAUGGAAUCUAAGAGUUCCAAUCAGCUUUCUUGGCUCUCUGUGUCUAUGGAUGCAGCCCUGGGUUGCCGAACAAAUAUUUUCCAGAUUCAGAGGUCAGGAAGUCGAAAGCACAUGGAGAAACAUACUGGCUGUGGUUCCACUGUCCAUAUCCAUCCUCAAGCUGCACCAGUGGUCUGCAGACAUGUUCUAGACACACUUAUUCAGUUGGCUAAGGUAUUUCCCAGCCAUUUUACACAACAACGGACCAAAGAGACAAAUUGUGAGAGUGACCGGGAGAGGAGCAACAAACAGGCUGGCAGCCCAUGUCCUGGGCAGUCCUCCAGUAGUGGUAUCUCCACUGACUUUUGGGACUUGUUGGUAAAACUUGACAAUAUGAAUGUUAGCCGGAAAGGCAAAAAUUCAAUCAGGUCUGUACCAGUGAGUGCUGGUGGUGAAGGCGAGACAUUUUCAUAUAGUCUGGAGGGUUCACCGCUGGGGCAGCUCAUGAAUAUGUUGUCCCACCCAGUCAUUCGACGGAGCUCUCUCCUGACUGAGAAGCUUCUCAGACUCUUAUCUCUCAUCUCCAUUGCUCUCCCAGAAAACAAAAUGCCAGAAGUACUAGCCAAUCAUGUCUCUGCUGUCACCGCAUCUUGUACCACAGCCACCACCACUACAGUUGCCGCUGCUCCUGUCACACCUAUCCUUGCUUUAGAUGUAACUGGGGCUGCUGAAUUGACAACUUCAAGUAAUGUUUCAGUUACUAGUACUAAGAACAUCAAAGCUUCUGCAAAGGCUGGUGAAGGGGGCAGUGGUGGCAGUGCUGACAGAAUAGUGGCAGCAGGUCUAACAGAAAAUCAGCUCCAACUCUCCGUGGAGGUAUUGACAUCACAUUCCUGUUCAGAAGAGGGACUAGAAGAUGCAGCCAAUGUUUUAUUGCAACUCUCCAGGGGAGACUCUUUGACCCGAGACACUGUACUUAAGUUGCUUUUGAAUGGUGCCAGACACCUAGGUUAUGCCCUCUGCAAACAAAUCGGGACCCUUCUAGCUGAACUUCGAGAAUACAAUUUGGAACAGUUACGUCGAACCCAUUGUGAAACUCUUUCUCCAGAAGGUUUACCUGAAGAACAACCACAAGCCACUAAGUUAAAAGGAAAAAUGCAGAGCAGGUUUGAUAUUGCUGAGAAUGUGGUGAUAGUAGCCUCUCAAAAACGCCCUUUGGGUGGCCGAGAACUACAAUUACCUUCUAUGUCCAUGCUGACAUCCAAGACAUCCACACAGAAGUUUUUUCUAAGAGUUCUCCAAGUUAUCAUUCAACUUCGAGAUGAUACUCGAAGGGCUAAUAAGAAAGCCAAGCAAACAGGCAGGCUAGGUACCUCAAGCUUGGGCUCGGCUAGUAGCAUCCAAGCAGCUGUUCGGCAGCUGGAGGCUGAGGCCGAUGCCAUUAUACAAAUGGUACGUGAGGGUCAAAGGGCACGGAGACAACAACAAGCAGCCACGUCGGAGACAGGACAGUCAGAAGUUUCUACUCGAAGAGAUGAUUCUCCCAUGGAUGUGGAUCAGCCAUCCCCUAGCACUCCAGAGGUGCAAUCUGUUGGUUCUGAAAGAGUUCAACAGGGAGAGAAGGAAAAAGAGGAAAGACCUCCAGAUCUUCCCUUACUCAGUGAACAGUUGAGCCUGGAUGAGCUUUGGGAUAUGCUGGGUGAAUGUUUGAAAGAACUAGAGGACUCCCAUGACCAACAUGCUGUAUUAGUGCUACAACCUGCUGUUGAGGCUUUUUUCCUAGUACAUGCCACAGAAAGAGAGAGCAAACCACCUAUACGAGAUACCCGUGAAAGCCAACUUGCCCACAUCAAAGAUGAGCCUCCACCACUUUCUCCUGCCCCUUUAACCCCUGCAACUCCUUCCUCUCUGGACCCAUUCUUCUCCAGGGAGCCUUCAUCUAUGCAUAUCUCCUCUAGUCUACCCCCUGACACACAGAAGUUUCUUCGAUUUGCUGAAACCCAUCGAACUGUGUUAAACCAGAUUCUCCGUCAAUCUACCACCCAUCUUUCAGAUGGGCCCUUUGCUGUCCUUGUGGACUAUAUCCGGGUCCUUGACUUUGAUGUAAAACGCAAAUAUUUCCGCCAAGAACUAGAACGCUUAGAUGAGGGUCUCCGGAAAGAAGACAUGGCUGUGCAUGUUCGUCGUGACCAUGUUUUUGAAGAUUCUUAUCGGGAGCUUCAUCGAAAAUCCCCAGAAGAAAUGAAGAAUCGAUUGUACAUAGUAUUUGAAGGAGAAGAAGGCCAAGAUGCUGGAGGACUUCUUCGGGAAUGGUACAUGAUCAUUUCAAGGGAAAUGUUUAACCCUAUGUAUGCCUUGUUCCGGACUUCACCAGGCGACCGUGUCACCUAUACUAUCAACCCUUCCUCCCACUGUAAUCCCAACCACCUUAGUUACUUCAAGUUUGUUGGGCGAAUUGUGGCUAAGGCUGUCUAUGACAACCGUCUUCUAGAGUGCUAUUUCACUAGAUCCUUCUAUAAACACAUUCUGGGCAAGUCAGUCAGGUAUACAGAUAUGGAAAGUGAAGACUACCACUUCUAUCAAGGCCUAGUCUACCUGCUGGAAAAUGAUGUCUCUUCACUUGGAUAUGAUCUUACUUUCAGUACUGAGGUUCAAGAGUUUGGAGUCUGUGAAGUUAGGGAUCUCAAGUCAAAUGGAGCUAAUAUUCUGGUAACUGAAGACAACAAAAAGGAAUAUGUACAUUUGGUUUGCCAGAUGAGAAUGACAGGAGCAAUUCGAAAACAACUGGCUGCCUUUCUGGAAGGUUUCUAUGAAAUUAUCCCCAAGCGCCUUAUUUCAAUCUUUACUGAACAAGAACUAGAACUUCUAAUCUCAGGACUUCCUACAAUAGACAUUGAUGAUCUAAAAUCAAACACUGAGUAUCACAAGUACCAAUCUAAUUCUAUUCAGAUCCAGUGGUUCUGGAGAGCUCUUCGGUCUUUUGAUCAGGCAGAUAGAGCCAAGUUUCUCCAGUUUGUUACAGGCACUUCCAAGGUGCCUCUUCAGGGCUUUGCAGCACUUGAAGGAAUGAAUGGUAUUCAGAAGUUCCAAAUUCACCGUGAUGACAGAUCCACAGACCGCUUACCUUCGGCUCAUACUUGUUUUAAUCAGCUGGACCUACCUGCUUAUGAGAGCUAUGAGAAGUUACGCCAUAUGCUGCUGUUGGCCAUACAGGAAUGCUCAGAGGGCUUCGGGCUAGCAUAAUCCUAAGGGGUAUGCAGCACCACUCCCCACUGUUGCUAUUUUUUUCUAUUCUCAGACUUGGGGAAGGAAAGAAGAAAAAAGGAAACUUUUUCCCAAAAAAAUAAAAACCUUAUCCCAAAACAGAAAGACCACAGAAGAAAGCGUAACCAAUAAAUAAAUUAAACCAA